ACCAGGAUUGUUUACAAAUGGAGGAUUGCAGUUGCACAUGACACAUGUGUUAUUGUUGAUAUUGAUUGAUAACAUAACAAAAUGAGUAAAAAACUGCCUCAAAAAGCAGGCAGCGGGGCAAAACCUAAACAGAAUUCUGCUCAGGGCCGAGGAGGAGCAGGCAGUCAGGCAAUGGUUGUGCGAGGGAGCAGGGGACAGGCUAUGCAGCUCCCUAAGGGAAUGCAGCCAAUCCCUAUGAGGGAGGAGAAUGGCAUGCUAAUACCAGAGGGUUACACCAUGAGAAAGAUAGAACCAGCCAAAAAUUAUGAUGUUGUAUCAUUUGCCAAGGCUAUGAACCAGGACUUUGCUCCUAGACUCAAGAAACUGUUUGACCCAGAGACAGAGGCUGCCCUUGAAGCACAAAAGACAGGUAUCUACAUUGGCUGGCGCUGUCCAGAGUUUAAACAUGACUGCCAGCGUGUUAACAAGAUGUCCAAGUGUUUCUGCGGACACCUGUUGGGAGAGCAUGCACAAUACACAGCAAAGAGUUUGAGAGUCAGGUGUGCACAGGGAGGCUGUAAAUGUCAGGCUUUUGUGUGGAUACCUUCCCGACCAGAGGAUGUGGGCGAAUUCUGGCACCAAAGACGCCGAGAUUUUGACCCGAGUACAUGGCGUGCAAAGUGCCGAUGUAAACACACACAUGAGGAACACGACGCUGCUGGCUCAAGACGUUGUAAAUUUAGAGGUUGUUCCUGUGGGCAUUUCAACUCUAACUUCCUGUGUGCUGCCUGUGAUAAACACUGGGAAAUUCAUGAGACAUUCUUCGAGAGCGAGCAGGAUCGCGUUGAAAAAGGACUGCCUUACGGAGAGAUGUACUUACCGUUCGCUGAGAUGCCAGACUUACGUAACAUUGCUUUAACUGGACGGGAGGAUGAUGACUCCACAUACAGGGCCUUGACUCAGGGGGAGGGGUCUAUCCCAAGGAACUCUCGACCUGUCGGCAACAAUGCUCCUGUGAAUUUCGGAGGAAGUUCCAAAAGUGGCUUCAAACCCGUCUAUGACUAAAACAUUUGCUGUUCCUGGGUUCAGUUUUACAAGCCUAGCUGUACCAGGGCGUACAGUUCCGUAAAUCAAUGUAUAAGCUGGGUUUCAUAGGAUUAGAUAGUGUAAAAGAGUAUUAUACAUUGUAUAUACAUUUGUAUCUGAAUCUGUACAUUUGUUUACAGUUUAUAUUCUUCAUCCUCUGUAUCAAUAAUGAAAUAUACAAUGAUUCAAACCUAGUUACUGGUGGACUCCUAGAUUGUUAUUAAUUUGAUGUAUUGAAAUGGUGCUCAAUAUUUACAUACAUGAAUAUUUAUUUUAAAAGAUACAGAAUCUGUACAGACACCAGACACUUAUAAUACAGUUUUAAAGAUAGACAAAAACUGCCACUUACAAAAUGUAUGGUAUAGGCUUUGUAUUUCUAGUAUGAUCUGCAUCUUAUAAGCAACAAUUUUUUUUUUUUAAAUCAUGUCUGUUCAUGUUAUCAGACUUGAAAAUCUGAGUACCCAUGAAAUGGAAACCCACAGAAUCUGAAACUGAUGAAACCAUGAUGUCUGCAUGCUCAGAAUUUAGAAAAAAAAAUAUGCUGAGGCAUAAGGAAAAAUAUUCUGCUGAUAAUUAAAUAUUUUGAAAAUGUACCAGAUUAACAUGAAAAUAAAGUUCUAAUAUGUAUUUUGCUCCUGAAUACCCGAGGUAGCUUUUGCUGGUAUUGUUGUAUGUAUGAUUGUAUUAUUUUUUCUCUGUUUAGGGGAGUGUAAUAUAGGGUAUAGCUGUUUCAUGACUGUUACAUCAAUAUCUUCUUUUGUUUAUAAUCAAGUUCAUAAAUAGUUAAUUUUUAUGAAAAAAUUCUAUGUAUAAUUAUUUUACUGAAGUUCCGUCCCUUAAGUGCCUGUGAUAUUUUGUCUGUUUUUAAAGUUAAUUUGUUAAAAUAACUUGACACAAGUACAUUCCAUGUUUUAUACAAUUAUUGAUCAUAUUGUCAUUUCCUGUAGUUUCAAAUGAAUUAAAUUUUACAAGUUUCAAUUCCUGUAGUUUCAAGUAAGCUAAAUUUUAAAAGUAAAAAAAUUGUACAACAUGAAUAUAUAAAACAUGCCUUAAUGCACAGAUAUAUAAAAGUCUGUAUGUUGUUUUAGGGUGUUUUUUUUUUUGUAAAUUAUAAACCCACUGUGACUAGGAAUAUAUGUAACUUCUUUACAAGAUUGUGAUAUUUUUACACUAUAGAACACAUUUGUUAUAAUGUUGUUUUUAUUUAUUAACAUGUUGUUUUUAUUUACAUUUUGUUUACCUUGUUGAUACAAUGUUCUUGUAUACUGGAUGAUUAUCAGAUUAUCCUUGGAUCAUGAGGAUCUCUUAUCAUUUCAGUCUUAACAACACUAUUCAUCUCUAAUCUUUCUUAAUGGUGAAGAAAUUUUGCAGAAUCCCCCAUUCACUUAUUCUCUAAAAGGAUGAUAUUUGAAAUUCUUUCACAGGUGUUCAGUCAAAUCAAAACCUCAGGAGCAGAUCAAUAAUUAAGGGCUGGAACACUAUAUAUAUAGGUGAAGUUUAUUUUUAAUACACACGCAUCAUUUUCACAAAUGAAGCUAAUUCAUCACCGAUUGGUUGUACAUGUGGUAAUGACUGAAAUGAGAUGCUAUGAGAUACUUAGAGAGAUAUUUUAAUUCCUGUUCCAUUUCAGUGUUAAUUUCUGGUCCAUUUCAGUGCUUUUUUACUCCAUUUUGGAAUAUCCAGUUCCAUUUUGGCACAUUUUGGGUCAUAACCAUAUCUGCCCACUGAGUUAAAACUUGUUUCCUGAAUUUAAACUGUAUGCUAUAUAAAAAUGGCAAAGGAUUUUGUUUUUUCAUGUAUAACUAUAUACACUGCACAUGCCGCUUAAUCAAUAUCAUAUGCCAUUGCAAGACCUUGAGUAUUCAUGUAGAGAUGUCCUUACUAUGUAUGUAACAGGGAUGUAUAUAUUCUAAUUUUAAUAUCAUAAUAUGAAAUAUUAUAAUACGAAAUAAUAUAAUACGAAAUAAUAGUAUAUACGUCCCUGGUAUGUAAAGAGGUAAUGGUUUCAUAAACCAUUGGAAAUGGACUUCCUUUAUGAAAACUGUAAAAUGAAAUGCCUUAUACACACAUUAGCAUUAAUUUUACUACCUGCACCUUUGUACCACAAUCUGUACACAGUAUACCUGUUUGCUUAAUAAACACUGUACUGCUUAAA
Messenger RNA from Pecten maximus, 3220 nucleotides. RefSeq names its product protein FAM221B-like. The record is from RefSeq and is a predicted model, not a curated record. The coding region runs from base 82 to 1044 and encodes 320 amino acids. Lineage: Eukaryota; Metazoa; Mollusca; Bivalvia; Pectinida; Pectinidae. The transcript is spliced from 7 exons.